This is a messenger RNA of Electrophorus electricus (electric eel), 2077 nucleotides long. It is a transcript of the gene ddx28, whose product is annotated as DEAD (Asp-Glu-Ala-Asp) box polypeptide 28. NCBI's taxonomy places the organism in Eukaryota, Metazoa, Chordata, Actinopteri, Gymnotiformes, Gymnotidae. The record is from RefSeq and is a predicted model, not a curated record. Gene Ontology annotation, molecular function: ATP binding; nucleic acid binding.
AGCAGCGCCGCAGAGACACACGUGAAAACAUCCUGGUCGGGGUUAGUUAGCACUCUGGCUAGCUAGGUAGAGUUGAAAAUAUAAAACUGUGCUUGUCGGUGAUCGCUUUCGAGUGAAAUUUGAACUGUAACCAAUUAAUUCGAAAUCUAGAUUAUAAAAAAAUAAAAAUAAUUUUCGUCGCUAUUAGCUAGUUAGCAUAUGCCGUUAAGCAGGUCCGUUAUUAAAAUGCGUCUCGCGCAGGCCGCGUGCUUGGACGGUUCCGUUUCUAAGCACCUGGUAAGACAGGUGUUCAGCUGCGCGGCGUCCAGGUGUUCAGCAGCUGUCGCUCGUGGUCUGGAUGCGCCGCCGCAGCCCGUGGUGAUCCGUGUCCCGAGACGCGCGCAGGAGCGCGUGGAGGACGUCAAACGCGUGAGACGGAAAAACCUCGCGCGCGUGCCAACCGCGCAGGCGGGCAAGCUACUGAUCAAGAGCAAAAACCCAGUGUUCAACCAGGCCGUGGGCUACACGCUGGGGAGGUUUGAGGAGCCCAUGCUCACGUCAAAGGGGUGGAAAAACAACAAAUCAUUUGGAGACUACUUUAGCAUAAACAGCACCCAGAGUGUUCCUCUUUUCAUCACAGAGGGCAAGGAUGGGACCAAAGAGGACAGACAUGACCAAACUGGUCGCAGAGGAACGUUCGGUGCUCUCCAUCUUUGCACUGAACUGGUGGAGACUUUGCAGAGUCACAAUAUAAGUCAUCCCACAACUGUGCAGAAGCAAACGAUUCCCAAACUGUUACGGGGACAUAACGUCUUGUGCGCAGCAGAGACGGGCAGUGGAAAAACACUUGCAUACCUCCUUCCUAUUAUCCACAAGUUACGUCAGGAGAUGCCACCUGAAGAAAUUAUGGACUCUGAAAGGAAGACUCGAGCAGUGGUCCUGGUGCCGUCACGAGAGCUGGCGCAGCAGAUCACUUUGGUUGCCAGGGCGAUGAGCCAGCCGUUCCGCUUCGUGACAAAGGUGGUCGGAGGAGGGAGGGGGGUUGGCAGCAUCAAAGCAGCGUUCUGCCACGGUCAGCCCCACAUUCUGGUUGCCACCCCUGGUGCCCUUCUGAAAGCACUGUGGAGGAGUUACCUGGACCUACACGAAGUGCACUACAUGGUGGUUGACGAAGCCGACACGAUGUUUGACCCCAGCUUUGUGGGCAUGCUGGAGGAAAUCCUCCUCCAGACCCAGGUCGCAGCUAGCCUCUCGGAGACAGAGGGUCUGAUCCGCAAGGCCCAACUGGUGGUGGUGGGAGCCACUUUCCCUGGAGGGGUCGGGGAGCUCCUCAGCAAAGUGACCGACCUGGGCAGCAUGCUGACGGUGAAGAGCAGGAUGCUUCAUUACCUCAUGCCGCACGUCAAGCAGACUUUCCUGAAAGUGAGGAGUGCGGAGAAGGUGCUGGAACUUCAUCAGGCUCUGAAGGAGGUGGCGCCCCAGCAGAAAGGUGUGUUGGUGUUCUGCAACAAGGCGCCUACCGUCAACUGGUUGGGCUACGCCCUGGAGGAGAUGGGCCUGCGUCACGUGAGACUCCAGGGGCAAAUGCCUGCAGCCAUGAGGGAAGGAAUAUUCCGGAACUUUCAGAAGGGCCUCGUGGAUGUCCUCAUUUGUACUGACAUUGCUUCCCGAGGGCUUGACACGCAGAGGGUGGGACUGGUGGUCAACUAUGACUUCCCUGAGUCCUACACGGACUAUAUCCACAGAGCGGGGCGUGUGGGCAGGGCAGGAGGCUCAGGUGCAGGACACGUCCUGAGUUUCGUCACCUACCGAUGGGACGUGGACCUGGUGUGGAAGAUCGAGACAGCAGCCAGAAGGAGAAUGGCUUUACCGGGGAUGGAGACACAGAUCCACAAACCCAGUACAAAAUCCUGCUCUUAGGAGAGCAAGUGACACUUCCACAAAUCCAUUACCAGCGUGACACAUUAUCAUGCCACAGCUCUUGUUAAGGAAUGCCUAAUAUAUUAAUGAUAACCUCUUUGACUGAGGAGAAAAGUGAUGAUGUAACACAAGUUUUUAAGUUAAAUAAAGAGAGUAAUUGCAGUAAUACAGUACAAGG